This is a messenger RNA of Anguilla rostrata (American eel), 1469 nucleotides long. It is a transcript of the gene chchd4a, whose product is annotated as coiled-coil-helix-coiled-coil-helix domain containing 4a. The transcript has 3 exons. Gene Ontology annotation, biological process: protein import into mitochondrial intermembrane space. Gene Ontology annotation, cellular component: mitochondrial intermembrane space. NCBI's taxonomy places the organism in Eukaryota, Metazoa, Chordata, Actinopteri, Anguilliformes, Anguillidae. Gene Ontology annotation, molecular function: protein-disulfide reductase activity. Bases 200 to 682 code for a protein of 160 amino acids. The record is from RefSeq and is a predicted model, not a curated record.
AAUACCACGUGCAGAUGUGUGGAGGUCGAAGGAUGAGAGGUUGUGGGUCACAGCGUGCUAAGCGGCACAAGCCGGGUGAGUGAAUGUGGUUGCUUGGCCUGACUGGUCGCUGUUACUGAUCACUGACUCAAAGAACUGCACAGACUGGGACCGGCAGGGAUAUUGACACGGCGCCAGAUUGAUAUCCAAAUCGCCAGAUAUGUCGUAUUGCAAGCAGGAAGGUAAAGAUCGAAUCAUUUUUGUGACCAAAGAGGAUCAUGAAGCACCCAGUAAUGCUGAGCUGAUUGCCGAAGACCCUAAUGACCCCUAUGAGGACCAUGGCCUGAUCCUGCCCAGCGGGGAGAUUAACUGGAACUGCCCGUGCUUGGGUGGCAUGGCCAGUGGGCCCUGUGGAGAACAGUUCAAAGCAGCCUUUUCCUGCUUCCACUACAGCACAGAGGAGGUGAAAGGGUCGGACUGUGUGGACAGGUUCCGAGGCAUGCAGGAGUGUAUGCAGAGGUACCCCGAGUUGUACCCUCAGGAGGAUGACAAUGAAAGUGUCCCCCCACAAGGCGGGGAUGAGGGCGGGGUGGCCGAAGCCACGCCCUCCACUGAUAACUCUAACCCUUCUCUGACCUCUGGACCCAGUUCGGCCCCCUUUUCAGAAGAUGUACCUUCCACAGACAGCAAGGCCUCCAGCUAAUACCCAAGCACUCCUCUCUGUUAAGUCCUUCGCCUACUUGUGCACCCCCUUGCAACCUGACUUUUUUGUACACACAGAUGUGUAUCAGUGCUAAAGCCCUCUGACUCUUCUGGGUGCUUUUUUGUUCCACAUUUUAAGAGUGUGAGAAGAAGAAAGACGAGGACCCAACAUGUUAGGAGAGCAUUUCCUCUGUUUCUGUCUCUCUGUCAGAGAAAUUCAAACAUAGGCCUGGGGAGGAAAUAAAACGCACACAAACGGUGCUUACUGAGAUUACUGUGCGCCUUGGGUUCCUGUAGGCUUGGGCUGCUAGAAGGGAGGAGGGGAAGGGAAGAGCCAUGUUGGGGAAGUCAGUGGCACUUGCAGUAAAAUUGUAGUGGUUUCGGCCAAUUUUUGGUUAAUUUUCCCGUUUCUGGUGGGCUAAAGAGAUUGGCCUUGCGUGGUCCUUGGCUUUCCUGAAGCCAAGUGGCAGUCAGUAUCGACUGGUUGCCGACCUGUUUCCAGUUGUGUUUAUAUCACACAUGCAGUACUGCAGCUGUCACUCUGGUCACAUGAAAGUUACUGGUCUUUACACUGAAUGUUUGAGUGUGCGUACUUGUGCAUCAUGAGGGGUGGCAUGAGAUUGGUCUGCUGUGGGGACUCGCACCUGUCCAGGGGGAGUGAAGGGUAUUCUAUACUAAUUGGUCUAAUGCUGUGCACCAGGAAAAGAGAGCCUUUAAUCUGACAUCAGAGACCCAAGUGCUUCUCACAUUUUAUUGUAUAUUUAAAAAUAUAAUACUUUUCUCCUAAA